GACAGAGAACCUGUUCCACCCUAAAAUCGACGCCGCUCUUCGUUCCUCAUCACCGUCGCCAGCCGCUUCCACCGUCGCCGGCCGCUUGAACCGUCGCACAACCAAGCUCAGUGGUUGUGCACUUUUUCCCCCGCCGGGAGACCACGAAUAGCUCAGACUUCGCUCGGGAUCUCUUCGCUGGUGGCCAAGAUCACCAGCGAAAAGACGUCGGCUCCUCCUAUUGCUGGUUCGUUCGCCGUUCGCAGCUGUUAAUCGCGUCUUCAAGGGGAAAUUGAGGCAAUCUGUUUUCUUUGACGGCAAUGGACGCCAAAUUCUUUCGCUUUCUCAAGAUUGUAGGUGUUGGGUUCAAAGCUAGAGCGGAGGCUGAGGGAUGCCUCUUGUACCUAAAAUUAGGCUACAGUCACGAGGUAGAGCUGACCGUUCCUCCUGCAGUGCGUGUCUUUUGCUUUAAAAACAAUGUGGUCUGCUGUACUGGGAUCGACAAGCAAAGGGUGCAUCAAUUCGCUGCUGCCGUUCGUAGUUGCAAGCCUCCUGAAGUUUACAAGGGCAAAGGUAUAAUGUACAUCGAUGAAGUUAUCAAGAAGAAGGCAGGGAAGAAGUCGAAAUGAGUGUGCAGAUGCAUACUACUUCUGUAGAAUUAUUUGUAAUAAGAUGGUGAGGCAAGAAUUGCAGUUUGCUCUGUAAAACUUGAAGGGAGGUUUGUAGCUUCUUACCAUCGAAUAUUUUUGCAGUUGAUUGGCUACUUCAGAAUAGAA
Rhodamnia argentea is the source of this 755-nucleotide messenger RNA. Its product is annotated as 60S ribosomal protein L6, mitochondrial-like. The record is from RefSeq and is a predicted model, not a curated record. The coding region runs from base 300 to 608 and encodes 102 amino acids. Gene Ontology annotation, molecular function: rRNA binding; structural constituent of ribosome. Gene Ontology annotation, cellular component: ribosome. Gene Ontology annotation, biological process: translation. The transcript has 2 exons. NCBI's taxonomy places the organism in Eukaryota, Viridiplantae, Streptophyta, Magnoliopsida, Myrtales, Myrtaceae.